ACAUACAAUCAGACAGGCAAUGUCGGCGGAUAUGUCUGCUGACAGUGGCGCCAACAAUGGCGCCACGGCCAAGCAGCCUCCCACUCCCACAAAGACGCAAACUCUGCCCUCGUGGCUCAACCACCUCAACGGCAAUGACCUCAAGACGCUCUUCCGCUGUUCCGUGGCGGCCUGGGUGGCCUCCCUCCUGAUAUACAUUGGGCCGUCGCUGCAUAGCAUUGGCUCGUCCACCUUCUUUGCCGCGCUGGUGCUCUUCGUGACGCCACCCGCCGGCAUCCUCCUCAUCUACCUGCUCGGAUCCCUGUCCCUCCUUUUUGGCAUGUGCCUUGGCUGGGCCUGGGGCAUCGCGACCAUGAAGGCGGCGCUGGCGGCUCGACCCGCAGCCGACACCCAAGCACAGCUCCAGGCCCUGCAGCAGGCGGCCGUGGCUCAAGCAGAGAGCUCUGGGGGGAAUGCCACCGUCAUUGGCCAGCAGCUGGUCUACCAGGGCGCGAUGCUGGAUGCCCGAGUCACGGUGGUGUACUAUGUCAUGAUUCUGACCUUUAUCUACCUGCUGGCCCGCCUCAAGGCCGGCAACAUCAAACUGACGUUUCUCCACCUCUUCGGUACCAUCGUGGCGGAUGUCUUUUUGCUAAUCGGACCCCUGCUGCCGUCCUUUACGCCGCUUCUGGGGCAGACGCUGGUGAAACCGGGGGCCAUUGGCGUCGGGAUAGGCGCUGCCUGCUGCCUCAUCUUCUUCCCGCAGUCGACCUCGUACGUGGUGCUCCGGAAGAUGGAACAGCUCGUCCGGAUGCUGGACACGCCGCUGGACCUGACUCGGAGGCGCUUCGAUGGCGAGUCCCUGGACUUGGGCCAGCUAAAGGCCACCAAGAACGGCAUCGUGGCCCUGUAUAAGUCGAUGGCUCCAGAGAUGGCCUUCCUGCCGCUCGACGUUUCCCGCGGCCGAUGGAACGCAGAAGACGUCAAGGGCCUGGAAGAAUGCAUCCGCCAGGCCAUGCUGUCCAGCGUGUCCCUGCUUGAUUUUCACAUCGCCACCAUCACCGGCCUGCAAAAGGUAGACCAGGCGGGCCUGCAGCUGGACAAGCACUCAAGCGACGGUGCGGCGGCCGAAAAGGGAGGGCACGAGAUUGGCCAGCGCCAUGUGCUGCAAUACGCGGAGCUGAUGAAUGCCCUGAGGACGCCAGAGCAGAGCGAGCUCCGAGUCCGGAUGACUGAGGCGAUGAACGAGACAACCGCGCAGGUGAGGCUAGCCUGUUCCGAGUCCAUCGCACUCGUCGGUGAGUGCAUCCACACGGUAAACACCCGUCGAUGGAUCCGCCAGCCAUCCCAGCACGAGUUUGACGGCUUGAUUGGACGUCUGGAGACGACCCUGGCAGCGUUGCAAUCCGCCCGCGUCUCCUGUACGGCCACUACCACCGAAGCCAUUCUGGAGUGCCAUUCCGAUCUCUUUGAUCAGGACGGCCAUCUCAGGGCCCCGGAUGCCAGCACCUCCACCUUGCAUCCACAAUCCCUGCGAGCCAUGAUGGUGGCCAUGGUGCUGGAGGAGCGAAUCAUCAGCGCAGCCUUGGCGACGGAAGCCAUGCUGAAGCACGUUUUGCAUCUGACAACGUCGCAGACACGUCACCGCAUCUGGCUGCCCUCCCGCAUCCGCUACGCCUUUGGAUGGCUUGUGAGCGGCAAGGACACCGUGCCUGUUGCCGGUGUCUCCAACGACGGUGCUACAGACGACCCGGAUGCGCUGGACCAGCAGUCCAAGGCGGUGCGCCAGCGGCUUCGGCUCAUUCGUGGCUACGAGUCUCCCAAUCGCGGAACUCGGAUGGGCAGAGCCAUUGUCGGCACAUAUCGCUGGAUCACCAACCCGGCCGGCAUGUACGCGAUGCGCAUGGUUGUUGUGACGCUUGCCACUGCCAUCACGGCCGCCGUCCCCAACUCGGCCGGCUUCUUCUACCGCGAAAAGGGGUUGUGGGCCGUCAUCACCGCCCAGACUUGCGUGCUCUUGUACAUGGCCGACUUCACCUUUUCUCUCAUCUCCAGAGCGCUCGGCACGGUGAUUGGAGGUGUCUUUGGCCUUGUGGCAUGGUAUAUCGGAUCUGGCAGCGGUCAUGGGAACCCCUACGGCCUGGCUGCCAGCACUGCCGUGUUUAUCGUGAUAGCCAUGUGGCUGAGGAUCUUCUUGCCUCUGGCCUAUGUGCAGGCAACCGCCAUGGGUGGAGUCACAAUGAUUCUCAUCUUGGGCUUCUCUUAUGACUUUGCCCACCAACCACAGUAUGGAUCUCCGGGCUUGGGCUAUCAAGCGUUUUGGAGGCGACUAGUCGACGUGCUCAUAGGCUUUGCGGCCGCCACCAUUGUUCAGCUGUUCCCCAAGCCUCCAUCUGCCACCGAGCACGUGUGCAAGACGUUGGCCAACACUAUACAAACACUGUCAGACUACUACGCUCUGCUUUUGUCGCAUUGGAGCCGCACCGGUAGAGACGGCCCCAUCAGCGCUGCUGCCAUAGAGGACCUCACGUUGGAAGUUGCCGAGGUUCUAUCAUCCGUGACUGGAUCAAUAGCGAUGCUAAAGGCAGACUUUAGUUCUGGUCCAUUCGGCCAAGCCGCCCUGCAUUGCGCCCAAGAGCAGUGUCAAAAUAUGAAUCAGGCACUGGGAAGGCUUCUUUUUCUAUCAACCACUCUUCCUAAAGGGUUCCAGGAGAGACUCGUAUAUGUUCUCGGCAUAUUGGAUGACGUCGCCAUUGGAAAUAUCAUGGCCGUCUUGACAAUCGUCGAGCAAGCCCUGCGGACUGGAACCCCUCUCCCUGAAAGGCUUCCUGUGCCCCUUGUUCGCACCUGUUUCGAAUCUCUGUCCGCUGCACAGCGUCAGAAUAUUGAUCUGACCACAUCGCUUGUUCGAGACGAGAAUUACCGACGGUAUUGCGUUGCCGUGGCUUCCUACUUGAAAUUCCUAACUGCUAUUGAUGACUUGGUCUUGACUUUGAAGAGAACUUUGGGAGAACGCCAUGUGAUUUAUCUAGAUGAUGACGAGGUAUGA
Molecule: messenger RNA, 3028 nt
Organism: Trichoderma atroviride IMI 206040
Lineage: Eukaryota; Fungi; Ascomycota; Sordariomycetes; Hypocreales; Hypocreaceae
Source: RefSeq, a predicted model, not a curated record